This is a messenger RNA of Daphnia carinata, 1518 nucleotides long. It is a transcript of the gene U3-55K, whose product is annotated as U3 small nucleolar RNA-interacting protein 2-like. Gene Ontology annotation, cellular component: small-subunit processome. NCBI's taxonomy places the organism in Eukaryota, Metazoa, Arthropoda, Branchiopoda, Diplostraca, Daphniidae. The record is from RefSeq and is a predicted model, not a curated record. Gene Ontology annotation, molecular function: protein binding; snoRNA binding. Bases 101 to 1480 code for a protein of 459 amino acids. The transcript has 6 exons.
CGCGAGCUGUUAUUUCGGCUGCCAAACCACGUGGAUUUUUACUUAUUCCCAAUUUUGAUUUAAGAACGAGAAAAUUUAACAGUUGCUUAACACCCGUGAAAUGUCGUUUUUCAUUCGUAAAAAUCAACGCGGAGCCAAACGUAGUAAUGGUGCAACCGUCACUGGCAGACCCAAAACGUACAAGGAAAAAAAGCGUUUGGCCCACGACGACGAAAUAUCUAGCCAUUCGGAAGGAGAAAACGAUGAUUCCAGAGUCUAUACAGAAUCGGAAGAAGAUGAAGAAACUGUACAAGAAAAAAGGCUAAGGCUCACGAAAGAGUACAUACAAGAAAUUGAAAACCAAGAACGCAUAAGAAGAGAAGAGCAUGACAUUGACAAAUCUGUAAUUGCACAUAGACUGAAAGAGGACUUGCUUGAACAGAGUGGCAGACUAAGAAGAACAGUUGCAGAUUCAUAUGAAAAGGUCAAUGAAGCUUUGAUAAGGCAUUUGCACUGCAAAGAUCACAAACAACCUAUUACUUGUUUGACGAUAUCACCUGAUUGCCAAUCUCUGUUCACGGCCUCAAAAGAUUGCACCAUUGUUAAGUGGUGUCUUGUAGAUUUCAAAAAGGUAGCCGUUAUCAAAAGGGUUGAUAAGAAAACUUCCUCUGAAGUGAAAGGCCAUAAGUCUGUGGUGCAAAGUCUUAGUAUUUCGUCUGAUGGAAAAUUUCUGGCAAGUGGUGAUCUAGACAAUCAGAUUCAUAUUUGGGAUUCAAUAACAAUGAAAUGGAUGCACACAUUUAGAGGACAUAGAGACGGCAUCACUGGCUUAGUUUUUCGUCGCGGCACCCAUACGUUGUACAGUGCUUCAAUGGACCGUACUGUGAAAAUUUGGAAUUUGGAUGAAAUGUCCUACGUAGAGACGCUAUUAGGUCACCAAGAUGCCAUCACGUCCAUCGAUGCCUUAAACAAAGAACGAGCGAUUACGGCAGGAGGACGAGAUAACUCUUUGCGUGUAUGGAAAAUUCCCGAAGAGUCGCAGCUCAUUUUUAAUGGACAUCAAGGAUCAAUUGACUGCGUCCGUCUUAUCAACGAAGAUCACUUCGUCAGCUGUGGAGAUGACGGUAUGCUGUCGCUAUGGGGCUCACAAAAGAAAAAACCACUUUGUAGUGUAUCCGUCGCGCAUGGAGUGGACGCGUCGAAUAACCAAGCCUUUUGGAUUUCCUCAGUAGCUGCGUUAACGAAUACAGACCUUAUUGCUUCAGCAGGAUCACAAGACGGUUUUAUUCGUCUAUGGAAGUGUGGCGAGAACUUCCGCUCUCUAACACCUCUAUUUAGCGUUCCGGUUUGCGGAUUCGUUAACUCCCUGGCAUUUUCCUCAGAUGGGAAGAUGUUGAUUGCCGGUCUCGGUCAAGAACAUAGACUAGGCAGGUGGUGGCGGAAUGGAUCGGCCAAAAACGAAAUUGUCAUCAUUCCGCUCAAGCAACGUGAGACAUCAUGACCUCCUCUGUGAGUGAAUACAAAAUUUCUUGAAUUCAG